Molecule: messenger RNA, 1041 nt
Organism: Microthlaspi erraticum
Lineage: Eukaryota; Viridiplantae; Streptophyta; Magnoliopsida; Brassicales; Brassicaceae
Source: the annotation of a GenBank genome assembly
AUGGCUUUCGCAAGAUUCAUUGCCCAAAUAAUCAGGUUGAGAGCGCAUUUCCCUGAUUAUGCCAUAAAGAAAGUCAGGCUUGAUAAUGCUGGUGAAUUCACUUCAGCAGCCUUUAAUGACUUUUGUAUGUCUGUGGGAAUCGAUGUUGAACAUCCGGUUCCGCACGUUCAUACGCAAAAUGGCAUGGCUGAGUCAUUAAUAAAGCGGUUGCAGUUAAUUGCAAGACCGUUAAUCUUGAGAACAAAACUCCCAAUCACUGUAUGGGGACAUGCAAUAUUGCAUGCGGGAGCCUUGGUUCAAGUGAGACCAAGUGCUUAUAAUAAAUUUUCGCCCAUACAGUUGGCAUUUGGAAAUAUGCCAAAUAUAUCCCAUCUCCGGGUAUUCGGGUGUGCGGUCUAUAUCCCAAUAGCGCCACCACAGAGAUCAAAAAUGGGACCACAGAGGAGAUUGGGAAUAUAUGUCGGGUAUUCGUCCCCUAGUAUAAUAAGGUAUCUUGAACCGGCAACUGGUGAUAUGUUUACGGCACGAUUUGCCGAUAGCCACUUUGAUGAAAAUGAAUUCCCUGCGUUAGGGGGAGGGUCGAGAGAAUCACCAAAUGAUAUCACCAAAUGGUGUACACACUCUUUGGCUUAUCUUGAUCCUCCUUCUAAUCAACGCGAGGUGGAAGUUCAGAAAAUUAUACAUAUGCAAAGAUUGGCUAACCAGUUGCCCGAUGAGUUCACAGAUACGAAAAGGGUGACGAAGUCCUAUAUCCCCGCUGCUAAUGCUCCAUCAAAAAUAGAAGUUCCUCAUGAACAUUUUGAUGUGAAUAGAGCAAGUGAACCGGUUCAAUUAAAGCGCGGGAGGCCUAUAGGAUCAAAGGAUAAAUAUCCCCGAAAGAAAAAGAAUUGUGGAGUAAAGGUUCCUGAUGAACCGAAAUGUCUUGAAGACAUUUCCGAACAGGUUCUUGUAGAACCUGAUAAAGAGGUUCGUCAAGAUGACGAACCAGAGACAGAAAAAUUUGAGAUUUCCAUCUCCUUCGCCCAAAGUGGAAAAAUAUGA